This is a messenger RNA of Penaeus vannamei (Pacific white shrimp), 689 nucleotides long. Its product is annotated as PI-actitoxin-Avd5a. The record is from RefSeq and is a predicted model, not a curated record. Gene Ontology annotation, molecular function: protein binding. Gene Ontology annotation, biological process: cell differentiation; multicellular organism development. Lineage: Eukaryota; Metazoa; Arthropoda; Malacostraca; Decapoda; Penaeidae.
CUGCCCUCAGUUUCAGUCGAGCUUUCAGAAGAAGAGAAGCGACGGGUUCGAGGCGUGAGAGAUGAGGCGGACGGUUUUCCUCGCAGUGUGUCUGGCUCUGUUGGUGGCCACAGCAGUUCCAGCCAAGAGAACGCGAGAUUGCCCCUCAGUUUGUACCAAGAGAUGCCAGCCGGUGUGUGGCACAGACGGCAAGACGUACAAUAACCCCUGUCUUCUGCUAAGGUCGAAAUGCAUGCAGAAGAAAAAUGUCGAGCUCUUACAUCAGGGUCCUUGUGAAGGAACCAAAAAUUUCUGCGGAUCGAGAUCGAAAUAAAAAAAAGUUGGGCCUGCGGUCUCUUGAACCGUCGUUUUGAGUUAGAAAUGAGAAAACACAACAGUUUUUAAUUCUAUUUUUGCCUUUUAUUUUUUACCAGAGGCGAAGAUACCCCCGUGCUAGGUUGGUUAUUACUAAUAACAGGGUGACUGGUUGUCGAUGAUGACUAUUUGACAGUUGACAGGUUUUUGAUAGUUGCCAGUCAUCACCAGCCACUCAACCGCAUCUUCGUCUUGGUAAAAAAAGAAAGACAAAAACAGUGUAAAGAUAAGAAACUGUCUAUGCAUCUGUGAGUUCUUUCAUGUCUUAUUUAUUCCAUAUUCAUGUUUUAUUUAUACUUUGGUAAGCUCGCUUUCAAAUAUAUUUAAAAGGUCUA